AUGGCUCUCGUGGACUUGGAAUCCAGAUCCUUCUUGACCGGCGUGUUUUUCUUGUUGUUUGGUGUAUUGUUGGUUUAUCGCCAUCUCUUUUCUAAGCCCACCUAUUCUCUCCCCCCGGGACCAAAGCCACUUCCAAUCGUCGGGAAUAUCCUUGAUAUGGUGCGAAGCACUCCCAUGGACAUGUUUACACAAUGGCAUCAAAAAUUCGGCCCUAUCAUUUCCCUCCGUUAUGGCCAACGUCAGGUCAUCAGCAUCAACUCGUCUAGCAUCGCCCAUGAUUUGUUGGACAAGCGUGGGGCUAUCUAUAGCUCGAGACCGCGUUUAAUCAUGGCCUCGGAACGCAUGCUUAACAGUAUGAAUAUUGGUGUCCUUCCAUACAACAAGCGAUGGAAUGUCCAUCAUCGCAUCAUCUCUCCUUUCUUCGAAACGUCCAUGGUCAAAAGAUAUGCGCCUAUCUUUGAUCUGGAGAGCAAGCAGGUUAUCGCGGAUUUCCUAUCCUCAAAUGAUUUUGAUUCUAGCCUGUCCCGAUUUUCCGCAAGCAUUUUCCUUGGCCUCAGCUAUGGUAUACAUUUAGAUAGCAACGAGAGUACCGAGGUGACAGAUCUUGACCGGAUCAACCAAUUCUUCCUGGACGCAAUGAGCAGCAUGUACUGUCGUCUCGUGGAGCUCUACCCCUUCCUUGACCUGACGCCUUACUGGCUGGCACCAUGGAAAUGGCUUGCCGCCGACGUGGAACGUCAAACCACCGCUGUACAUAUGAGGCAUUUCGAGUUCGCCAAGUCAAAACCCACGUGGAACUGGCUGCAGGAAGCCAGAGCGUCGAAGCUCGGAAGUCAGUUGCCCGACAAGGAGCUCGCCUAUGUGGUCGGCACUUUGCAUCAAGCCGGGGGCGAAGCCAUCAUCACCCUCAGUCGUCUUCUUGUAAAAGUCAUUGUUCUUCAUCCUGAAUGUGCCGCCCAGGCGCAGAAAGAGCUGGACCAGGUUGUUGGCCCCAAUCGACUCCCCAACGUUGACGACCAGGAAGAUCUUCCCUACAUCAACGCCAUGAUCACAGAGGCAAUGAGAUGGCAACCCGUCACUCCCCUGAUCUUCCCGCAUGCAAACACCCAGGAUGAUGAGUAUAUGGGCUACCAUAUCCCCAAGGACACGAUGAUUCUCCCAAACCUUUGGGCGAUGGGUUACGACCCCGAGAUCUAUCCAGAUCCUACUGUCUACCGACCGGAACGGUGGCUGGAAAACACUCCACCGCAUCACCCUGCCUUUGGGUUCGGUCGGCGAAUCUGCCCAGGUCAGCAAUUGGGCUCCAUUAGCGUGUUUCUCCUCGUCGCGAGGAUCCUCUGGGCAUUCAACACCACGCACGCUUAUCGCGAUGGGAAGAAGGUAGAAAUCGAUCCCUGGGACCUGAAGAUCACCCUGACGCUCUCGUCGAGUCCCUUUGAGGUAGAAUUUCACGCGCGAAGUGACAAACACCGGAAGAUCAUCGAACAGGAGUGGUUGUCGACUGAGAAGGAUGUCGGCGUCAUUCUGGAGGAAAUUCGGCCACCCAGACGGGAAUGA
Messenger RNA from Penicilliopsis zonata CBS 506.65, 1557 nucleotides. RefSeq lists its product as hypothetical. Lineage: Eukaryota; Fungi; Ascomycota; Eurotiomycetes; Eurotiales; Aspergillaceae. Gene Ontology annotation, molecular function: oxidoreductase activity, acting on paired donors, with incorporation or reduction of molecular oxygen; iron ion binding; monooxygenase activity. The record is from RefSeq and is a predicted model, not a curated record. The coding region runs from base 1 to 1557 and encodes 518 amino acids. The transcript has a single exon.